AUGGUAGAACCACAGAUAGAAGCUACUUACUCUAAUGACUUAUUGGAAAGAUUUGAUCGACUAAAACGUAAACGACAGGAGACAAUAAAAUUAAAUAAGAUCGAUGCUGCACAAGAUUCACGACGAAGGCAAUUAGUUACAAUCUCGAGGGCUUAUCAGCAUUUGCCAAAUAACAAUGCCUAUAAUUCCCGUGCUGAUUCCAAGAAAGAUCUCACCGAUUUAGAGAGGGCGAUGGAGUACACCAUCGAGGAGUGUGAAAAAUGGGACAAGAAGCAAGAGAGAAAAGCCAACCACGGCAUUCAUGAUCAAGUGAGGCUAGCAGAAUCCUCCUAUUACAAAGAAAUUGAAAAGAUUCCAAUCGAUAUAGAAGCAUAUAAAGCGCAAAAGGCGGAAUUGCAGAAUGAGAGUCAUAACGCCCAGCAGUUGAGCUCAGCGAUACAACCACUCAAAAAAGUCAAGGAAGAAGUGAGCCAAAUAGUCAAGACAUCAAAAGAUCGAAAAUACAAAAAGAGAGCUCGUGACCGCCUGAGUGAAUUGCAGGAUGUUGACGGAUUCAUAAACGAAAAGAACAAACAAUUCAACAUGAAAUUGAAUAGACAAUACCAUGGAAGCGAAUAA
Molecule: messenger RNA, 618 nt
Organism: Lodderomyces elongisporus
Lineage: Eukaryota; Fungi; Ascomycota; Pichiomycetes; Serinales; Debaryomycetaceae
Exons: 1
Coding region: 1-618 (205 amino acids)
Cellular component (GO): catalytic step 2 spliceosome; post-mRNA release spliceosomal complex; Prp19 complex
Source: RefSeq, a predicted model, not a curated record